AUGCCUCAGGAUGUGGACCCUGACAACGAAGGGGAUGGCUGGGACAUCCCAGUCUAUCAGUAUACGUGUCACGGCAAGCUUGGGGAAGGCUCGUAUGGCGUGGUGAAGUCCUACAGCCACCAGCCCUCGGGUGAACUGGUGGCCAUCAAACGCGUCCCGUUGACAACUUCCAGCACAGUACGUCUUCGAGCGCUGAGAGAGCUACGGUUGUUGUAUCAUUUCGACCAUGAGAACAUCGUCACCCUGCACGAAGUAAUACGCCCACCACAUGACUACAGCGCCUUCGACGCAAUCUACUUGGUCCUCGAACGCAUGCCAAUGAGCUUGUACGAUGUGGUGUACGGGUGCCGGCAGAACGUGCUGCCUGCGCGCCGCUGCCGAAACAUCGCUUAUCAGAUCCUUUGUGGCCUGGAAGCGAUCCAUUCCGUCGGUGUUCUGCAUCGCGAUCUCAAACCGGCGAACGUGCUCGUCGACGGCGAUUGGAAGGCGAAGAUCUGUGACUUCGGUUUGGCGCGCCCCAUCGCUGGUCGCGAUCGGUUGACAGCGUACGUCGCCUCGCGAUACUACCGUGCUCCGGAGAUUGUGCUCACGGCCAGAAGUUACGGUCCCGCCGUGGACAUGUGGUCGGUCGGAUGUAUCCUGGGAGACAUGAUGUUUCGGGACAUCUUGUUUCGAGCGAGCAACUCGGUGAGCCUGUUGCACAGAAUAUUCGAAAAGCUCGGAAAUCCCUCCUGGGAAGACGUACGCGGCAUGGUCGUCGCCACGGGCACCGCAACAGAGGAAGAUCUUCGCCGGGCUCGAGACGUGCACAGCAGUUUAUGGGAGAGUCGAACGCUGCAAGGAAAAGACUGGCGGGAUUGGUUCCCCGCCAGAAAGCAUCCCCCAGCGACCAAGAAAGCACUGUCUUUGCUCUUCCGGCUGUUGACCCUUAACCCUCACCGUCGCAUCGCCGCGUGCGAUGCCCUGAACCAUCCCUACUUCCGGCGCCAGCUUCACCAGACACGUCAGACGGUGGCUGGCCCUGUGGUGCAACAGCCACCUUUGACAGAGAACACCACACAGCGGAAGCAUCCCGAGCACCUCAGACGGCUCAUCUACGACGAGAUCCUGCACCUCCACAAGCCGACGUACGCGGACGUUCAGCACACCGCGGUCAUGAGGAUGCCCAGCGCGAUACGUCGGGAAGAUUCGCCUGCUUGCGAAGGUACGGUUGCACCCACCGACUCACGGCAGCAAGGCAUGCCGGCAGUGCCUGGACGUAGACCGUCUCACGUACGCGUGCACACGCUCCAGGGUGCGACACCUGACCGGCUCUACGACCCCACAACAGCCCAGCAGCGAUGCACUCGUCAGCCACCUGCCAGUGCAGUGGGUGAGAUCGACGGACCGCUCGCAUCCGGGAAUCUCACGUAUGCCGAAAUAAUCGCGGGUGAAAAGAUCCAAGGAAAGAUGGGGGCACACAAAGCACCGACGACCACAAAGCCCUUCCGACCCUCUGCACGACAUGUUCGGUCACCCGAGGAUCAGGCAGACCAGUAG
This is a messenger RNA of Saxophila tyrrhenica, 1539 nucleotides long. Its product is annotated as mitogen activated protein kinase. Bases 1 to 1539 code for a protein of 512 amino acids. NCBI's taxonomy places the organism in Eukaryota, Fungi, Ascomycota, Dothideomycetes, Mycosphaerellales, Extremaceae. Gene Ontology annotation, biological process: protein phosphorylation; intracellular signal transduction. Gene Ontology annotation, cellular component: cytoplasm; nucleus. Gene Ontology annotation, molecular function: protein serine/threonine kinase activity; ATP binding. The transcript has 2 exons. The record is from RefSeq and is a predicted model, not a curated record.